GCUGGGUAGUCCAUUUCUGAAUAUUAAGCCCGCGGAUGGCAGCUGUAACAGCAGCAAUAAUCCAUCUCCCACACCAACAAUCACCAAGCACCAGCACCAGCAGCAACAACAUCAGCAUCAUCUAGCCCAGACCACAUUUCAGUUGUCGGCCAAUUCGGCCUUCAAUCUUGCCUUGCCGCCAAGCUUCUAUCAUCGCCUGCCCGCAAACGCAAUCGCAUCCGGUCCGAGUCCGGUUAAUGCGCACGAGUGCGCCACAGUCGACUAUUUGCAUUCACCCGGCAACGAUCCCACGGAGAUGGAUCUCAUCAAUCCCUAUAUGCGGCAUCAUAGUUUCGCUGCCGCCGCCCAGGGCAGUCCGCCGUCGGCGGCACAGCGUCACCAUUUGGCCGCUGCAGCUGCAGCGGGCUUGAGCAAUGGUUUCGCUGAUGUGCAUGCGCAUGCGAUGGCUGCCGCCGACUAUCAGCAACAGCUGGCCGACUAUCAUAGUGCGGCUGCCGCAGCAGCAGCCUAUGCCAGCAGCAACAGCAACCACAACAACAACAAUAACAAUAGCAGCAACAACAACAACAACAACAGCAACAGCAAUAAUAACAGCAAUGGUUUGAGCAGCCCAUUAAUGCUGUUGAAGGCUGCACAUGUUGGCUCUGUGGGCGGUCGUCUGCUGGAGGCGAAAUCAUCGGCAGAGGAUUCACCAUCGACAACGCCACCGCCGGCAUCGUCACGCCUCCAUUCGGAAUCGUCGCCCUCGCCGCGCUACGAGCACAACUCCAGUCCUGGUGUGGAUAGCGCCAAAUCGUUUGCAUUGAGCCAGCGCAGCAGCGGCGGCGAGGAUCAUUGCCAGAACAGUGAGUCCAGUCCGCCGCCAUCGGACUACAGUCCCGAGAACUUGACCAGUCGCAAGUAUCAGCAUCAGAACAGCGGCCUCAAUCCGCUCAGCCUGCACAACAGCAACAACAACAUCAACAACAAUCACAUUCUCAGUGGCAACCAUCACAACAACAACAACAAUAACAGUAACAACAACAACAACAACAUGGAGCAUAAGUUGCCAUUGAGUUUUUUGGGUCCACCGCUGGCGGCGCUGCAUUCAAUGACCACAGAAAUGAAGACUGCACAGGGCAUCGGAGGCAGUGGAGUUGGUGCCACCGGCAAUGGCCUCGUCUAUGGCCACAGUCCCAAUUCGCAUCUGAUUAGUGAGCGUGUCUCCGGCUCCAGCUCGAGCAGCUCGACAACAACAACAAACACACACGGUGCUGCCAAUCCGCAUGGCAUCGAUACGAUACUAUCGAAACCGCCGCCGGUAACAUCGGCGGGUCUAAGUGCUUUAACGGGAGCUGGCAUACCACGCUUCUCGAUAGCCGCCGCUGCGGCGGGCAUGGCCCAAUACCUAUCGCAGAGCCAGGGAGCGCCACUGAAGACGCACGCCGGACACAUUGUGGAUCGCACGCAUCUGUACUGGCCGGGACUGCAGGGAUUGGUGGCGAAUCCGAUAGCGUGGCGUGAGCGAUUGUCAAAUACAAUGUCUGCCAAUUUGUCACAAUCCCAUCAGCAUCAUCCAUCGAGCGAUAAGGAUGGCAAAAAGAAACACACCCGCCCAACAUUCAGUGGUCAGCAGAUAUUCGCGCUGGAGAAGACCUUCGAACAAACCAAAUAUCUGGCUGGACCAGAGCGUGCCAAGCUCGCAUAUGCCUUAGGAAUGUCCGAGUCGCAGGUGAAGGUUUGGUUUCAGAAUCGUCGCACCAAAUGGCGCAAACGUCAUGCGGCGGAAAUGGCAACGGCCAAGCGGAAACAGGAUGACAUGGGUGGCGACAACGAUGGCGACUGCAGCGAGACCAUGGAUAGCGACAAUGAGAGCCUGGACAUGGGCGAGGCACCCACACAAAGUAAAAGGAGUCGCAACAGCAGCGGCAGCUCCCAGCAGCAGCAUCAGGAUAAUUAUCGUCAUUAA
Molecule: messenger RNA, 1948 nt
Organism: Drosophila grimshawi
Lineage: Eukaryota; Metazoa; Arthropoda; Insecta; Diptera; Drosophilidae
Gene: HGTX
Product: homeobox protein Nkx-6.1
Exons: 4
Coding region: 296-1948 (550 amino acids)
Biological process (GO): regulation of transcription by RNA polymerase II; cell differentiation
Cellular component (GO): nucleus
Molecular function (GO): DNA-binding transcription factor activity, RNA polymerase II-specific; RNA polymerase II cis-regulatory region sequence-specific DNA binding
Source: RefSeq, a predicted model, not a curated record